AUUUUGUUUUCUUUUUACAACUGUGUGUAUAUAUACACAUAUAGAAAAUAUCAAAUUUAUUUUAAUAUAAAUUUCAAUUAACAAUUAAUUAAAAAUGUCCAGCGAUUCUAACCAGGAAAAUGAUCAACAAAACAAUGAAGCUGGCAACAAGGAACAGACCGGCAAUGAUAAAAAACCUUUGUCAUUUAAAGACUGGAAAAGUUUAAAGGAAAGCCAGAAUAAACCUCAAGAAAAAACACAAAAUUCUAAAAAUAAAAAUGCUAAUAAAACUAAUAACAAUAAUAUAAGCAAAGAUAAUAGAAAUGGUGAUCGAAAUGACUUUAAUGGUAACGUAAGGAAUUUCAAUGGUCAGGGAGGCGGUAAUUUCUUUAAUGGUGAUCAACGUCUGCCCGGUUUUAUGCCACCAAAUAAUUUUUUUGGCAUGAAUAAUUUCAACAACAGUCGUAUGAAUAACAAUUUUAAUGCUAAUUUUGGCAUGGGUGGAAAUAAUAACAAUAACUGUUUCGGAGCCUCCAAUAAUGGUUUUAAUAAUACUAAUGGCUUCGGUUUUAAUAACUAUAAUAGUUCCAACUUUAACAACAACAAUAAUAACAACUUUAAUAGUCCCAACGCUUUUGGCGUUAAUAAUAAGUUACCUAAUGGUCCUAAUAGAUUAAAUGGGCCCAACAUUGAUUUACCAGACAAUUUUUUCGCCUCUGAUGGCAUUUAUCGUCAAAAGGAUAUGAUGCAAAAGCCUUUGCCUCCCAGUCAUAAUCCCUUUAAAAACGAUCAGAAAGCCAAUGAAUUAUUAAAAGAAUUCGAUCGUAGUCGUUAUACCAGAGAAGAGAAAAAGAAGAAAAAAUCCAAGAAAUCUGCUGGAGAUAACAAAAAAUCCGACAAAAACAAUGGGCAAGGAUCUAACGUAGUUAUAAAUAACGAACCUAAAGUAUAUAUACCCAAUCCCAAGGCGAGACAAGAUGGCAAGCCUUUUAUACCUAAACCAAAAAUACCCGAGGAAAAUCUGGAAAUCAGUAAAGAAGAGAAAAAACAACAAUGGAAAGAAUAUAGAGAGGCUAUGAAACCGUUUAAGAAUCGAGAAUUUUACAAUGCUAAGCGUGUGGUACAGCGUCUGGGUAAGAUACCAGUUAGUGAGUUGGAAGAAAGACAAUUAUUACGUUUAGCCAAUGCUCGAGAGAUUAUGGCCAAUCAUAAACAACAUUUAACUGAGAAAUACGGCAAUUAUGUUAAAGCUGAUGAUAGUUCUAAUGAAAUGGGUGAACUGUAUGUACUGAAGAAAAAUCCUCCCAGGGAUAUGGGAUACUUUAAGCCAACUUUGCAAAAUACAGGCAAUUUUGGUGAACACGAAGAGGGUAGAAAAAUUUUGGGAGGUUAUGGUGGUUUUAAGGGUUUCGUAUCGGGUGGUAUGCUAGAGCGUCCGACGACUACAUUUGGUAUGGAUUGAAUAUUAUAUGAAAGUAAUUAUUAAAUCAACUUGCAAGAGGAUGUGGGUAGUCAUAAAGUACAAUGUCAUAGUGUGUAUGGAUACAAAAUGCUAAAUGAGAAAUUUGCUAAUGAUUUUAAAGACCUUAAAAGCUGCCUGAACUAUAUUAGUUUUACGAAUUCCUUUGUAAUUAGUCAUGAUAUAAAGAACUAUGAAACAACAGUAUCCUACAAAGCUAAUGCUGGCAUUUCGAUAUAAGGUAAAUUAGGAUACUUCGCGUUGGUGGCGAAGACUAGUCUGUAGGUUAUCAAAUAGUUCAACGAUAAUAUCAAAAAUUUCUUAAAUUCUGCGGUAGUUUUUCCUAGACGGAUGACAAUGGACUUCAUGAUACUCCAAUAAAUUUUAAUCGUAUUUAAAAACAAUAUUUUUCAUUAGAACCAAUAAAAUGUAUAAUUUAAGAGAACAAA
This is a messenger RNA of Lucilia sericata (common green bottle fly), 1887 nucleotides long. RefSeq names its product probable cyclin-dependent serine/threonine-protein kinase DDB_G0292550. Lineage: Eukaryota; Metazoa; Arthropoda; Insecta; Diptera; Calliphoridae. The record is from RefSeq and is a predicted model, not a curated record. The transcript has a single exon. The coding region runs from base 95 to 1441 and encodes 448 amino acids.